This is a messenger RNA of Sitophilus oryzae (rice weevil), 2380 nucleotides long. RefSeq names its product anaphase-promoting complex subunit 5 (gene ida). Gene Ontology annotation, molecular function: protein binding. The record is from RefSeq and is a predicted model, not a curated record. Gene Ontology annotation, biological process: protein K11-linked ubiquitination; positive regulation of mitotic metaphase/anaphase transition; anaphase-promoting complex-dependent catabolic process. Lineage: Eukaryota; Metazoa; Arthropoda; Insecta; Coleoptera; Curculionidae. The transcript is spliced from 11 exons. Gene Ontology annotation, cellular component: anaphase-promoting complex. The coding region runs from base 116 to 2377 and encodes 753 amino acids.
GAACUAAAAGAAUAUGAUAAAAAUAAAUACAACCUCAAAAUUUGAAAAGAAACUGUGGUUUUAAAUUCCCGUACGAACUUUUGUUACGAUUUCUCUGUAUUAAUUUUUAUAAAUUAUGUCCUCUACAACAAUAACUAUCAAAGAGAGUUAUGGAAGUUCAAAGAAAAUUCAUCAAGAAUUGGUUACACCUUAUAAACUCACCAUUGUAAUUUUAAUAAAGAGCUAUUGCCAAUUUAAGGAUUCAGGCGAACUUGAUAAUUUGUCAAUAACUGAAAAAGUGAAAUUUCGGAAAUCUUUCUGUAUAUUAUCAUUAAAGAUUUUACAGGGUCCUGAUUUAAAACUUAAUGAGUUAAAAAGUUUGUUAACUCCUUUGGAAGUUCUUCUUCCGGUAUUUGAAAAGUUUGACAAACAUUUAGAGGAAAUUUAUAGCAAUAGUAUAGGAUAUUUACUAGAUAUUGUAGAUGAAGUAAAACAAAUUAUGAAUGCUGAUCUUAACGUGUCUGAAAAGAGUGUACUGUUUUCUAAUAUUAUUUGGAAAAAUAGUGUAAUAGGUUUCUUUUUAAGAAGAUUUAUAGUGUAUUUUGAAAAGUUAAAUUUCUCAGAAGUGUUAAGUUUAUAUCAAGCAUUUUUAAGAUAUUAUAAGGACUGGAAAAAUGGGAUAUCAUCGACAGUCAUAAGCACUACAAAAAUAGAUGAAUGGUAUAUUGAUGAAAAACAGUGGUCCAGAAGACAAGCUGAGCUUUUCUUGGCUACACAAGCUGCUCUGUUACAACAUGAUGAAUGCAAAGCUUUAGAGCCACAAGAUUUGCAAUCCAAAAUAUCAAGUAUAUUAAACUCAAACCCAGAUUUGGCAGAAGCACACUUCUUAUCAUUUUUGAAUUACUUGAGAGUGGAAGAAUUUUGUGGGGCUAUGCAAAGUUUGUUUCACUGCUUUGAUAGAAGAGCAAAUACUGAUGUAAAAUAUUUCAGUGAUGAAAAGAGUAGGGAACAUAGAUACGCUGCCUUGAAUUUGGCUAUAUUACAUUAUCAUUUUGGCCACAUGAAGGAAGCAUUAGCUUCUCUAAAGGAAUCUAUAAAAAUAGCUCAUGAAGCUAAUGAUAGUCUUUGUCUACAACAUGCAUUAUCAUGGUUAUAUCGUUUAUCAAAUGUGAACAAAGAUAAUUUAAUUGUGCAGUGCAUAAUUAAGACUCUUGAACUUAAUAUAAGCUAUACAACAUCUUUAGCAUUACAGAAUUUUGCACAUUAUGGUUCUGCAAAAACUUCUGUAAAACCCAGAGUCAUUUUUGAGACCUUUACAAAGAGUGAUAUGUUGAAUUGUCAACACAAUUACAAAGAUCUGAUGUUCAAUAUCAAUACUAUGAAAGCAGCUCUGUGGCGUUUAUAUGGCAAAACUGAAAUGAAUUCACUUUGGUGUCAAACGCUAUUGUAUUUGAAUUUGGAUACUAACGAAGCUCCAACUACAACUCAUUAUGGUGAAGGCUAUUUACAAGCCUUAUGUAAUAUUGCACUUAAUUUAUUGUUACAGGGUGAGUAUAAUUUAGUCAAUGCUCUUCUGCUUUAUGCUAAAAGGAGAUAUCCAAAUGAACCUUUAUCAAAAAUAUGGAUGCUUGUUGAGAAUUGGGUGGUGUAUACUAAAGCUCUCUAUAAUGAAGACUGGCUUGGGGCUGAAUCGGCUGCUCAAAAGAUCGUCGUCUUGGAUAAGUGGGAGGGAUAUUUAAAGUUGGCAGAAUUAUACCUUUACCAGCAGGAAUACGAGGAAGCUGAUAAGUGUAUAAAUACGAUAUUCCAAGACUAUAACUAUAAUGAACACCUAAGCGACGGAAAGUUUUGUAAAUUAAGGGCACAUAUUUUAAUGUCCGAAAUUCAGUUUGCAAGUGGUUAUCCGAAUGUUUCAAAAGCGGUAUUAACCUUAAACAGUUGCCUAGUGGAAGCUGAAAAAUCAGACUUAGCAUAUUACGUAGCUCUAAUUUAUUUACAUAUAGCUCAUAUAUUACUACAUUUAGGAUUAACAAGUCAGUCUUUAAAAGUUUUAAGUAGUCCGAAAUGUAUGAUAGAAAUAUUGGCCAAUGGUGGACUAUAUGAUAAAAGCAGAGCCAAUUUAUUGUAUGCGAAGUGUCUUAUUGCUGACUCUGCGAAACUAGAUGGUGCAGCGCGGUCUAACGUCAUUAUAAAAGCAGCACAAUCUUUGGAAACGGUUAAGUCUGGGUUUCAGAGGAUUGAAGCUUUUUCUAGAGCAAAGGAUGUACUUUUUUUACAAGCUCAUCUUUAUAACUCUGUGAGUAUGAACAAUGAAAGGAACCAGUGUUCCUUAGAUUAUAGGUUAAUUAAUGAAGAACACCCUACUAAAAAUAUCCAGACUUUAAUAAAGUAUUUAUAAAAU